UAUCUGGGUGUUAUCUAAGCUUUGGCUGGUAAACAAGUAGGCUGUGUCUCUACAUCAGUUGGGAGUGGACAGAUCCCAUGGCUCAUCAGUCUCGGGUCCCAUCCCCUUUUAUUGAAAGCAAUAAGCCCACAAUGCUUUCGUAUAAGGCUGAGCGGACUGAGAUUUUUCAGCACUGCAGACUUGCAGGAAAAACCAUGGAACUGCAAAGAAAGUCGCCCUUGCUUCCUUCUGUUAUGUAAAGAAAUAUUUGUAGAAGGAUCCUGCAGUGAGACUGAAAGUAGCUUGAUAAAGGCAUGCUCUGUUGCUGGUCUGGGUGAUCUAUGGCAUCUACUGGACCCACCUGUCUACUCACUGCAUCCUUGAUUGUAUAAGGUGUUUCCUCUUGUGCAGAGUUCUUACGUAGUGCUCGAUGGAUCUUUGUUGGAUAACAGGACUUCUGACAGGCCUGGCAGCUCUGCAUUUCCUGCAGAAGAAGUUUUUCCCCUACUUUUGGGCUGACCUGAGAUACCUGCUGAAAGUGAUCCGCUACGGACUUCUGAUUGAGAAGUAUAAAAGGACAGGUCAUGUAGUGACUGUUGUAGACCGUUUUGUUCAGCAAGCUCAGCGGGUACCUGAUAAGGCUUUUAUAAUAUUCCACGGAGAUACCUACACCUUCCGAGAUGUGGACAGGAGGAGCAAUCAGGUGUCCCAAUAUUUCUUGAAGAAUUCUUCAUUGAAAAAGGGGGAUACCGUCGCUAUGCUUAUGAACAAUGAACCAGAUUUUCUCAACGUGUGGUUUGGGUUGGCUAAACUUGGCUGCCAGGUGGCAUUUCUUAACUACAACAUCCGUUCCAGGUCCUUGCUGCAUUGUUUCCAUAGCUGUGGAGCCAAGGUCCUUAUUGUGGGAGCAGACAUGCUUGAAUCAUUGGAAGAGAUCCUACCAAGCCUGCAGGAAGACAACAUUACAGUUUGGGUAAUGGCUAGGGAAACGAGUCUCCCAGGGGUAACUGCUGUCCUAGACAAGCUGGAUUCAGUAACAGAUGAGCCUGUGCCUGCAAACCUGCGCUUUGUCAGCAGCACUAACGCUGCAACGCUUUAUAUCUUCACAUCAGGAACUACAGGUCUUCCAAAAGCAGCUGUUAUAAGUCAGCUUCAAGCAUUGCGGGGUGCUGCUGGAUUAUGGGCAUUCGGGGGCACUCCUGAAGAUGUUGUAUAUGUCACACUACCACUCUACCAUAGUGCUGCCUCCCUUGUUGGGAUCGGUGGAUGUGUCUACCUUGGUGCAACUUGUGUACUGAGGAAGAAGUUUUCAGCGAGUCAGUUUUGGAUCGACUGCAAAAAAUAUAAUGUUACAGUGUUCCAGUACAUUGGUGAACUAUGCCGCUACUUAUGUAAACAGCCUGUGGAUCCCGGUUCAAAAGUCCGUUCCUUUCCUGAUUCGUAUUUAGACAAAUCCGAAUUGUUGUUUUCGGAUGAGUCAAAUGAUAAUUAUGAACAAGUGUUCGUUGCAGAAAAGUGA
Molecule: messenger RNA, 1498 nt
Organism: Nanorana parkeri
Lineage: Eukaryota; Metazoa; Chordata; Amphibia; Anura; Dicroglossidae
Product: long-chain fatty acid transport protein 6-like
Exons: 6
Coding region: 410-1498 (362 amino acids)
Molecular function (GO): long-chain fatty acid-CoA ligase activity; long-chain fatty acid transmembrane transporter activity
Source: RefSeq, a predicted model, not a curated record